GGCGAUCAGGAGGGAGGGGGUAUAAAAGGGAGCCACAGAGAAAGAGCAGGACGGAGAAAAGCGUGGAAAACCAUGAAGCAAAACUUCCGAGAAGAGGGCAGAGCUUGGCUGCAAAAAAAUCGGUCCAGCAGCAGAUAAACUGAACCACGAGGAAUCACUGUCAUGGACCCUGCCGUAACAAUAGACCUUGAUGAAGUGAAGGCUGCUUUGGAUCAAAAGGAAUUCGAAGCUGUUUCAGCUGAAGCUCAACAGCAGUCAAAUUUAUUAAAUAAUAUCACGUUGGCAAUUGCCAUCACAGGAAGAUCAGGUGCCGGGAAAUCAUCUUUCGUCAAUGCCCUGCGAGGAAUGACAGAUCGUGCAGAGGGUGCAGCUUUGACUGGGGAGACAGAAACAACAAUGGUGCCACAAGAAUAUACACACCCCACAUUCCCCAACUUCAAAAUUUGGGAUCUACCAGGAAUUGGAUCAAAUGAAUUUAGUGCAGAGGAAUACCUAAAGAAGGUCAAUUUCAGCAAUUAUGAUUUUUUUAUCAUCAUUGCCUCAGAACGCUUCACUGAGGAUGACACCAACUUGGCUCUUGAGAUCCGUAAAAAUAAGAAGACAUUCUACUAUGUGCGCAGCAAAGUGGAUGUCGAUAUAGAUAAUGACAGGCGGUCAAAAGGCAUCAAGGAGGGGGACAGCGAUAGGAUGAUGCAGUCUGAGAAAGAGACUCUUGACACUAUACGGAAAGAUAGCUAUGAUAAUUUGAAGGCAUUAGGUGAGUCUUCUCCAAGGGUCUUUCUAAUAUCAAGGUGGGAUUUGAGCAAGUAUGAUUUCCCCCUGCUUCAAGAGACCUUUGAAAAGGAACAGGAUGAAAUUAAGAGAGAUGUUUUAAUUAUGUGUAUUCAGAUUUUAACAAAAGAAAGCAUAAAGAAGAAAAGGGCUGCUAUGGAGAGCCGGAUACGGAAAAAAGCCAUGGUGUGUUAUUAUGUUGGGUUGAUUCGUCUCCCAUUCUUCUCCUUUGGUUUUGACAUUGACAUUGUGGUUUCGACAAUGAGGGAUAUCUGCAAAGUUUUUGGCUUGGAUGAAGAUUCCCUCAAUAUACUAGCAAACCGAGUGGGGAAAGAUGUUGAGGAGUUGAAAUCUGUUAUUGAACAUACCCCAAGCGCUGGUAAGAUCACAACAGAAUUCGUCAUGGAUAUGUGGCGGGAGAAAACAGUGGUAGGGCAGGUUCUGGAUUUCAUACCUCUGUUGGGGUCUCUCUAUGGUGGGGGCAGUUCUUUUUUUACCUCAAUUGACUUGCUGAAGAAUUUCCUGGAAAACGCUGUGAAAGAUGCAGAGAAAGUUCAGGCAAAGGCUGCUGAGCCUAAGAAACCCAAGUAAACAGCCAAUACAUCUACCUGGGGAAGAGACAUCCAGGUGAAGCAUGCAUCUUUCUACCACAUCAUCAACCAAGAGCCAGUGUGGUGUAGUGGUUAAGAGCGGUAGACUCAUAAUCUGGGGAACCGGGUUCGCAUCUCCGUUCCUCCACAUGCAGCUGCUGGGUGACCUUGGGCUAGUCACACUUCUCUGAAGUCUCUCAGCCCACUCACCUCACAGAGUGUUUGUUGUGGGGGAGGAAGGGAAAGGAGAAUGUUAGCCGCUUUGGGACUCCUUAGGGUAGUGAUAAAGCAGGAUAUCAAAUCCAAACUCCUCCUCCUCCUCCUCCUCCUCUUCUUCUUCUUCUUCUUCUUCUGUUUGACUUCUGGUCCUGGAACAUUUUUUUGCGAAAUCAACAUAUGCCUGGGUUUUCAGAGACAUUUUAACCAUUUUUUAAAAAUCCCACAUGGACAAUAUUUCUAACGGGUGUAUCCCAGACGUAUAGCAGCCCUGUUGUUGUUGUUGUUGUUGUUGUUGUUGUUGUUGUUGUUGUUGUUUAGUCGUUUAGUCGUGUCCGACUCUUCGUGACCCCAUGGACCAUAGCACGCCAGGCACUCCUGUCUUGCACUGCCUCCCCCAGUUUGGUCAAACUCAUGUUCGUAGCUUCGAGAGCAGCCCUGUUGAAACCAUAGCUGCCAAGUUAUCCCCUUUUUAAAGGGAUUUUCCAUUAUGCUGAAUAGGCUUCCUCGCGAGAAAAGGGAAAACUUGGCAGCUAUGGUUGAAACAACACUUAAUUGGUAGCCUUAUCUCCUCCCUGUCAGCGUUAAAGCAAUUGAUGUCAUCCAAGGGCAAUAAACAAGAUGGCAAAGAUCAAACCGCGGCCUCCUCUCCUUCUCCCCCUCCGACAUCCAGGAAAUUUGCAGCAGCAAAACAUAAAGAAUGGAGCAAAAGAAGAGAGACACAUGACUUCAGAGAGUUCUAUUGCUCACAUGCUUAAGGAAAUUAUGAUGAGAAUGAAUGCCUGAAGGAUAAUUUCACAAAGGUGGAUCUUAAAAUUACAGCCCUGGAUUAAAAAGUUACUGAUCUUAAUGACACGAUAUCAAAAUCUGAAACAGUUCAAAUUAAACAAGAUAUAACACAGAUAUAUUCUAGGGUGGGAUCCUGCAUAUCCAUUCAAAAAUAUACUAUGUAGUUUUGUAGCCUUUUGUAUAUUUUAUAGUUAUUUUGUUAUUGCUGCUUUUAAAAAUGUUUUAAUGUAUUCUCUUCCUCCUUUGAUUGCUAUUCUUUCCUUUUCCCUUAUUUACUUUAAUAAUCUCAUUAAAAUUAUAAAUAUUAAAAAAUUAAAAUGGUUUC
Messenger RNA from Zootoca vivipara (common lizard), 2691 nucleotides. Its product is annotated as interferon-inducible GTPase 5-like. The record is from RefSeq and is a predicted model, not a curated record. Gene Ontology annotation, cellular component: membrane. Lineage: Eukaryota; Metazoa; Chordata; Lepidosauria; Squamata; Lacertidae. Gene Ontology annotation, molecular function: GTP binding; GTPase activity.